Onychostoma macrolepis is the source of this 3774-nucleotide messenger RNA. It is a transcript of the gene cpne7, whose product is annotated as copine VII. The transcript has 16 exons. NCBI's taxonomy places the organism in Eukaryota, Metazoa, Chordata, Actinopteri, Cypriniformes, Cyprinidae. The record is from RefSeq and is a predicted model, not a curated record. The coding region runs from base 343 to 2166 and encodes 607 amino acids. Gene Ontology annotation, molecular function: calcium-dependent phospholipid binding. Gene Ontology annotation, biological process: cellular response to calcium ion. Gene Ontology annotation, cellular component: plasma membrane.
GCCGCUCCUCUCUCUCUCUCUCUCUCUCUCUCACACACACACACACACACACACUGAGAGAAGAGCAGCAGCAACAGCAGGAGUCUGUUGUGGAAGAGGCUGUCAAUUGAAGACCUCAGCUGUCGUAAUACUAAUGGACAUCUCUGAUUUACUACAUCCCAUUUGAUCCCUUUAAAUCUGAACCACUCCCAGCAGCCCAUUCUUCUCUAAAGCGAAUCAGACAUAGAGAUGUCUCUCUGUAGAGAACUUUAAGACAAACUGACAGAUAUGUUUUAAGACAUCCCACAUCCUUUGCUUUACACAGAAACAACACAAGGUCACAUUAAAAACUAGACUCCCUGCAUGGGAGAGUCCUGCUUCAAUCAAACUGAGGCUUUUAAAGAUCAGCCCAUUGGCACUGCCGUCUCCCAUCUGCUGACCCUCCGCACUCAACUUUCUGUCAGGAUGAGUGACUCACAGGAAGCGACGUCCCCGGUGGCCGGCAUAGUAGGCCCUGCCGCUUGCGUAUCCAAGGUGGAGCUGCGUGUUUCCUGCAAGUCCCUGUUGGACCGAGACACGCUCAAUAAGUCUGACCCCUGCGUCAUCCUCAUGGUACAGAACCAAGGUCAAUGGACUGAACUGGACCGUACUGAGGUGAUCAAGAGUAACCUGAAUCCAGUCUUUGCCAAAGUCUUAAUGCUGGACUACUACUUUGAGGAAGUACAGAAACUACGCUUUGAAGUCUACGACAUUCACGGAACCCACAGUAUUGGGACGCGAGACGACGACUUCCUCGGUGGGGUGGAGUGCACACUUGGACAGAUAGUGGCCCAAAAAAAGAUGGUGAAACCUCUGUUGCUGAAAUAUGGAAAAUAUGCUGGAAAAUCCACUAUCACAAUUCACGCAGAAGAGAUUUCUGGGAACAAUGGCUAUGUCGAGCUUUCCUUCUGUGCCAAGAAGUUAGAUGAUAAGGAUCUCUUCAGCAAGUCAGAUCCAUUCUUGGAGAUUUACCGGACCAAUGAUGAUGGAACAGAACAGCUUGUACACAGAACUGAGGUGAUUAAAAACAAUCUGAACCCUGUGUGGGAACCCUUUAAGGUGUCUCUAAUUUCUCUGUGCAGCUGUGAUGACGAAAGGAAGUUGAAGUGCUUAGUCUGGGACUACGACUCAAGGGGAAAGCAUGACUUCAUUGGCGAAUUCUACACCAAUUUCAAAGAAAUGCAGAAGAUUUCCUCAGGAAACAAGGUCACAUGGGAGUGCAUCAAUCCAAAAUACAAACUGAAGAAGAAGAACUACAAGAACUCUGGGUUGGUUAUUCUCAGUGAUCUCAAGCUUCACAGAGUCUAUUCCUUCCUGGACUACAUCAUGGGAGGCUGCCAAAUACACUUCACAGUUGCCAUUGACUUCACGGCGUCCAAUGGGGACCCUCGCAAUAGCUGUUCCCUGCACUACAUCAACCCAUAUCAGCCGAAUGAAUAUCUGAAAGCCUUGAUAGCCGUGGGGGAAAUCUGCCAGGAUUAUGACAGGUCAGUGCUGGUGUCUCUGUUGAUGGAGGUGGACACAAUCACUGACAAACGAUUCUCUGCUUUGGGCUUUGGGGCAAGAAUUCCACCUAAUUAUGAGGUGUCUCAUGACUUUGCCAUCAAUUUCAACCCGGAGGAUGAUGAAUGUGAAGAGAUCCAGGGGGUCGUGGAAGCCUACCAAAACUGCCUGCCCAAGAUCCAGCUCUACGGUCCCACUAAUGUGGCUCCCAUCAUCAACAGAAUAGCUAAGCAGGCGGCUGGGAAAGAACCCAUCAAAGAUGCUUCUCUGUAUCAUAUCCUGCUGAUCCUCACAGACGGGGUGGUAACAGACAUGGCCGAUACACGGGAGGCCAUUGUUCGGGCCUCCUACCAACCUAUGUCCAUCAUUAUAGUGGGAGUGGGAAACGCCGACUUCACAGACAUGCAGAUCCUUGAUGGGGAUGAUGGAGUCCUGCGCUCACCCAAAGGGGAACCUGUCUUGAGGGACAUCGUCCAGUUUGUGCCCUUCAGAGACUUUAAAACGGCUUCACCAGCUGCACUGGCAAAGUGUGUCCUAGCGGAGGUGCCUAAACAGGUAGUGGAGUACUUCAGUCACAAGGCCAUACCGCCGAUGAACCCAGUGGUGAAUUCAGCCCCCAACUCCAUCGCCAACACACCUGAAUAACACUGAACCUGAGGUCCGGUCCAGCCCUGUACACCUCCACAGUACUGAAACAGAUGAGAGCUGGGACAGGGCUGCUCUGCCACAACAUACAGUAUACACUGUCAUCCUGACUACGUUUUGUUCAUUCGUAAGCUGUUCAUCCAUGACUGACGGUUUGGAUCUUGCCCUUGACACCAGGACUGCUCUCCCAGCAUGCAAACCGGAGUCCUUUUCCCCUCUGCCUCGUGUAAGAGCAAACAAUACAUUGCAUUCCCAUCAGGACCAGGCCUUCUGAUCCCCGCUGACUCUUUUCAACUUCGCAAGGUCACUUCUGCAUUCUGCUGUUUUGUAUGUCCUUCAGAGCUUUUGAAGACUUUGCUCUGCCUGCCUGUGGGCUCUUUUCAUUCCUGGACUUCUUGAGAACUGGAGCAGAAAUGCUGAGAAACAUACAAUACAAUGUAAUAUGAUUAAUCAAUCUAUAGAUAAUAGCAUGUACAUUGACUAAAAGAGUUUGCUUUGGUUUUGCUGGACAAAUAUGCAUAGUUCAUUGCUAAAAUCAUCAUCAUCUUGAUGUAAAGAUAAUUGGUGUGUGAGAAUGGUCAUCAUCUGGCUAGUCAAUUAGUCAGGAUGACUAGUUUUAAAUAUUUUAGCAGUGGUGCUUGAAUUAGCAUGCUGACAGAGCGCUGUUUAGCAGUUUGCACGAUGAAACCAUCUUGGAUAAGCUGCAUCUUCAAAUCCAUCGCCUUUAAGACACUGGCAAAACAGCCAUUCACAUGCAGACAGGGUGUUUCCUGAUGUUUUUUAAGCAUCUUGCACCAUGAGCGUUAUUAAGACGUCAAAUUAAAAUGAGUUGUUUAUGGAAAAAUACCUUUUUAAAACGUGUCUUGAGAUUCUGUUUCAUUCUGUUGUGUCUAGCUUGAAUGCAUUUUCUGUCAACAACCCCUAACAAACAUGUCUGAUUGGCGAUCAUAAAGUGUUGAUCAGCCAACAGAAACUACUGUAUACAGGACUUAAGAAUUAUUAGUUGACUUGUCAGUUGGUUGCGGUGAGAAAGUUGUGAAUUCUUUCACAUUCUGUCUACAAGUCUGCGCCAAUGCACUGAUUCAAAUGUAAACUACUUGAUUUUAUCCCUGUUUAAACGGUUUGUGGAAACACGUGAAUAUUGCCAAGAGGGAAAAAAAUGCCACAGGCACUUUGUCGAUCAUGAGAAGUGCUCUAAUUAAAAAGGUGAAGUGUGUAAUUUCUGCUCCUGUAGCAGAACCAAGAGGAUUUCAUAAAUACUGUAAUUCUGUUGUUUUCAAUCUGUUUUAAAUACACUCUCCCCCUGUCUGUCAUUAGUGGGCCAAACAGAUAGUCCCGCCCCAAACACACUCCACCAAUGUAUGCCAUGUCUACCCUUGUGAAAAAGAAGUAAACUUAAUUGUAUUGACAGCCCUUGUAGUGUUUUUUUUUAAAACUGUACUUGUAGUAAGUAUACUUAAAGAGAGUACACUAUACAAAGAUCACUUUGUAAUAAUUAAAAGUUUUUCUUUAAAGUACAUUUUUUUGUUGUGUUUUAAAGAAGUACACUUAUUUUGAUGUGUUGACUAACAUACUAAAGCACAUGUAAAGUACUUGAUUAUAAGUUAA